AACUGCAUAAACACAGAGCUGAAAACUUGCACGGCUUGAGGAGUGGAUACAAAAGAAACUGGAGCUUGCAUGAAGGAUCACAUUGUUUCUUUGCACCGAUUCACGCCUAACGGAAUUUAUAUCAAUCUGAGACGGCGCGGGCUGUGAUAUUUCUCUGAUUCGGCUUCAGGAUGAUGAAGUUUAGGUUCAGACGGCAGGGAAACGACCCUCAUCGUGAGAAAAUCAAACAGGAUCUGUUUGCAUUCAAUAAGACAGCUGAACAUGGAUUCCCAAACCAGCCAAGUGCUUUGGCCUAUGAUCCCAAACUGCAGCUUAUGGCCAUUGGAACUAAAUCAGGGGCCAUCAAAAUAUAUGGGGCUCCUGGGGUCGAGAUGACUGGACUUCAUAAAGACACUGCUGCCGUCACUCAGAUACACUUUCUCUAUGGACAGGGGAGGAUACUUUCUUUGUUGGAUGAUAACACCAUUCACCUAUGGGAGAUUGUGCAAAGAGAAAACCGGUCACAUUUGGUGGAGUUUCACAGCUUCAACCUGCCUGGCAGGCCAGGCAUCGAGAGCACCAGUGCGACACGUGUGACCGUCAUGCUGUUGAAGCUGAGCUGUGAUCUUCUUGCUCUGGGCACUGAAGGUGGUGGGGUGCACUUCCUGGAACUGCCCAGCCUCACCUUUCUGAACAAGUCGCUGUUCCAGGAUGAGAUCAUGCAGAGCGUUCCAGAGGAGUACAAGUGUGGAAAAUCAUUGGGGCCUGUGGAGUCCCUGCAGGAACAUCCACAAGACUCUGAUAAAAUCCUCAUUGGUUACAGCAGAGGUCUGGUUGUACUCUGGGACCUCAACAGUCGGCAUGUAGACAGCCUCUUCCUGGGAAAGCAGCAGCUGGAGAGUUUGGUCUGGGAACGGUCUGGGAACAGCUUUGUUAGUUCCCAUAGUGAUGGCGGAUACAUGGUGUGGGCUGUCAGCAGCAGCAAUCCCUGCACUCAUGACCCCAUCUCAUCCACUAUACCAUAUGGCCCCUUUCCCUGCAAAGCCGUGAACAAGAUCCUGUGGAGGACAACAGAAUCAGGAGCUCCUCUAGUGCUGUUCAGUGGCGGUAUGCCCAGAGCCAGCUAUGGAGACAGACACUGCUUAACCAUCCUCCAGGACAGCAGCCACGUCACCCUUGAUUUCACCUCGCGUGUCAUAGACUUCUUCACCAUUCACUGCACAGACAACAAUAAGGAAUUUGAUGACCCAUCAGCGCUUGUGGUUCUUUUGGAAGAGGAGUUGGUAGUGAUUGAUCUUCAGAUGGCUGGCUGGCCCACUGUCCCUGCUCCCUAUCUGGCUCCUCUGCACUCCUCUGCCAUCACCUGUUCAUGUCACAUCUCAAAUGUGCCUCCCAAACUGUGGGAGAGAGUGAUCAGUGCGGGUCAGCAGCAGUGUCCUCUGCAGAACUAUGAGAAUUGGCCAAUAUGUGGAGGGAAAAACUUAGCACAUGAUCCAAACCAGAAAGAACUGCUGUUAACUGGUCAUGAGGAUGGUACGGUGCGUUUCUGGGAUGCGUCAGGAGUGUCGCUCAAACCGCUGUACAAACUGAGCACAGCCAACAUCUUUCAGACAGACUGCGACCACAACGACAGCCUGACACAGGCCGGGGAGGAGGAAUGGCCUCCUUUCAGAAAGGUGGGCUGUUUUGACCCAUACAGUGAUGAUCCUAGACUAGGAAUCCAGAAGAUCAGCCUCUGUAAAUACAGCGGAAAACUGGUGGUGGCUGGAACUGCUGGACAAGUUAUAGUUAUGGUUCUUAGCGAUGAGAAGUCCGAUCACAUGAUUGACGUGGCCACGGUGGACCUGCUCCAGGACCGAGAGGGUUUCACGUGGAAGGGUCAUGACAGGCUGCCUCCUAAGAGUGGCUCAGUAGUGUUUGCUCCUGGAUUCCAGCCGGUUGUCCUGGUGCAGUGCAUGCCCCCCGCGGCUGUUACUGCAGUAACCCUGCACGCAGAGUGGAACCUCAUUGCCUUUGGCACCAGUCAUGGCUUUGGCCUCUUUGACUACCAUCGGCGAAGUCCAGUGCUGGCUAGGUGCACUCUACACCCCAAUGACUCUCUGGCUAUGGAGGGCCCGCUGUCUCGAGUGAAGUCUCUGAAGAAAUCCCUGCGCCAGUCUUUCAGGAGAAUCCGGAAGAGCAGAGUCUCAGGAAAGAAACGUGCUGUGGUCAAUAGUCCCACCAGUAAAGUGCAGGAGGCCAAUGCUCAGUUGGCGGAGCACGAUGCUGAGGUGACGCCAGUGCAGAGACGGAUUGAGCCCCGCUCUGCAGACGACUCGCUGUCUGGAGUGGUGCGCUGCCUCUGCUUCGCCGACACUUUCCUCAGAGAUGGAACGCAUCACGGACCUACAAUGUGGGCCGGCACGAACUCUGGCUCAGUGUACGCAUACGCUCUGGACGUACCCUCGCAGGAGAAGUUCUCUGAGCAGAGCGUGGAGGCCCUGCUGGGGAAGGAGAUCCAGCUCAUGCACAGAGCUCCAGUGGUGUCCAUCGCUGUGCUGGAUGGACGAGGGAACCCUCUGCCGGAGCCGUACGAAGUCUCCAGAGAUCUGGCCAAAGCCCCAGACAUGCAGGGCAGCCACUCUGUUCUUAUUGCUUCUGAGGAGCAGUUUAAGGUUUUCAUGCUGCCUAAAGUAAGCGCGAAGACCAAGUUCAAGUUGACCGCCCAUGAAGGUUGUCGAGUACGAAAGGUGGCGCUGUCGAACUUCACCAGCAUUAGCUCUGAAGAUUACUCUGAGAACGCUCUAGUGUGCCUUACCAAUCUGGGUGACAUCCAUGUGUUCAGUGUGCCAGCACUGAGACCGCAAGUACGCUACGACUGCAUCCGCAAAGAAGACAUCAGUGGCAUUGCUUCCUGUGUGUUCACUAAGACUGGACAAGGGUUCUACCUGAUUUCACCCUCGGAGUAUGAGCGCUUCUCGCUGUCGGCUCGUGUGAUCACAGAGCCGCUGUGUCGAGUGGAUGUGGAGCGACCUCACGAUCUCUCCGCUCACAGCGGUUCCAGCACGACGCUCCCACCACAGGCUAAUGGAACACACAAGACACAAGCAGAGAGCAAGUCUGAAGGGUUCUUGGAUGAAAUGCGGAGCGCCUUGUCCUCGCCCGUCCUGGAUUCUCCAAACAGCAGUGCUGACUUCACUCUGGACACCACAGGCGAGCUCACCGUUGAGGAUGUCAAAGACUUCUUAAUGACUGUGGAUGAAGCUGAGAAUAACUACAGGAACAUGACUGAAGAGGAUGGGAGGCCUCCUGGAAUUCUCAUCAACUGAGGCGAGCCGGCAGACAGCUGGAGGAGCAGUUAUUGGUGAAGACUCAUCAGCUGAACUCGUUACUUCUAAUUGGAUCUUGACAGAGCGGUUUGUGACUCCGGAAGUUGCACCAAACCUUGUUCGUGAAGUUUUUACAAUGGGAAUGUUGCACUUUUUCCCCUGUGCCAAAAGACUGAAUGAUUCAUUCUAUUAUUUUUUUUUCUUCUUCAGCUUUCCUCCAGUUUUCUUUUUUUUUUUUUUUUUUUUUUUUUACUCCGACAACCGUUGGUUCCUUUUGAAGGGCCAUAAAAUGGUACAUUUGAGAGGUGACUUUAAAAGGGAUCAGGCAAUAAAACAGCCAAGAUGUUGCACAAUGUCUGUAUGCAGGUAGGGGGCUACUUGCACUGAGCCCAUGAAGCUUUUCUUUGUUUGUCUUUUAACAUUCCUCUUUUGUCACGUCACCUCUCCUCUCACUGUGUGCCAUUUAGUUUAUGCUAAAUCAAAACUCCUAUAUUUAGAAUACAUAGCUGCUACAGUUCAUGAAUCUCUAAGGGUAUUUUGGGGCGACCAACUGCACAACAGAAAAUAACUAUUGAAGCGUAAUUAUGGAAAAAAAAAAAUAUAUAUAUAUAGUGCCCUGCUCAUUUAUGAAGUUAUGUUCUUUCUGUAUGAAGUGUUUGCUUGUUUCCUCCUGACAGCCUUUUCAACAAUAUCUAUGAUACUGUGAUGGUUUCUGACCUCAAAUCAGGAGUCUAUUGAAAAGUUCAAGUUAUGGACCCUGUGGGUUUGAUAAGAGAUAUUUUCCUCUCAUUCAGUCGUCUUUAUUAUUAUUUUUAAAUAAUGUCCCUUAACCACUUGCCAUUGUAAGUAAUUCUGGCAGUUAACUGUGAAGUGUGUCAUUUAAAGGAACAUGGUAUGUAACCUUUAAAUAUUCGCCGCAGUAAUUCUAACCAGUUUUUGGCACAGUAUUAACACGGUAUGAAGGAGCUAACGACUUUUUCUAUUUACACAGUAUUCUUUAGAAUAAUUUUAUAUGGCUUAUAAGGGUUGGUAUUUUGUAUUUUAUAGAUAUUUCACUGGCAUUUAGGUAACUAGGCAUUUCUAACACUGCAUUUUGUGGGGCAAUUAUCAACAGUUGUGUAGUAUUACAAGAAAUUACUAUACUAUAGGCAUUAGUGUAGCUAAUCGAGGGAGAGUCAUUGAGGGAAUAGGACAAGUGUUGCACAGACAUAUUUGAAUAAGACACAACUGGCUCCUUGGGUCAGAUGAUGCAGAUGUUAGUCAGUGUGCUUUUAGAAGUAAAGUAUGACUUUUAAAGUGAAAGGCUCUAUUUACAAUGUAAUUACAAAGAAAACUGCACAUAAAUACUUUGCUUGGUAUUGACGCAUUGUCACAUUUUCUGUUCUUUUUUUUUUUUAUUGGUUAUAUGUCAAAGGGACCUCACUAAUUGUAGUUUAAUUUUUGUUUGUAUAUUUGCCUUGCAUAACCUUUACUUUCCAUCCAGCACCUAUCCUGUGAACAUGUAUUUAAUUUUUAUUUUCUUUUGUGUAGAAUUUUAAUUUGAGAUAUAGCAAUGCUAAUGAAAUCUUGAAUGUUAAUAAAGUAUUUAC
Molecule: messenger RNA, 4876 nt
Organism: Onychostoma macrolepis
Lineage: Eukaryota; Metazoa; Chordata; Actinopteri; Cypriniformes; Cyprinidae
Gene: llgl1
Product: LLGL scribble cell polarity complex component 1
Exons: 23
Coding region: 171-3287 (1038 amino acids)
Biological process (GO): regulation of Notch signaling pathway; establishment of spindle orientation; regulation of protein secretion
Cellular component (GO): cytoplasm; cortical actin cytoskeleton; plasma membrane
Molecular function (GO): myosin II binding; GTPase activator activity
Source: RefSeq, a predicted model, not a curated record